Molecule: messenger RNA, 210 nt
Organism: Malassezia globosa CBS 7966
Lineage: Eukaryota; Fungi; Basidiomycota; Malasseziomycetes; Malasseziales; Malasseziaceae
Exons: 1
Coding region: 1-210 (69 amino acids)
Biological process (GO): translation
Cellular component (GO): ribosome
Molecular function (GO): structural constituent of ribosome; rRNA binding
Source: RefSeq, a predicted model, not a curated record
AUGAAAAGUUACUGGCUUAUGCAAUUUGAUACCAAUGCGCCUACUCUAAAGGUUUUGAAUGACCGUCUGCGUCAAGAUCCGCGUGUAAUCAAAUGGAAUACGCUCAAGCUUGGUGAGAAGCUGCGUGAACUUGUGCCACCGGGUGCCUCUGGUGGUACUACGCCAUCCCAAUCGACUAUGGGUGGAAGGACAGUCGACUAUCUCGGCUAG